This is a messenger RNA of Contarinia nasturtii (swede midge), 987 nucleotides long. Its product is annotated as heterochromatin protein 1-like. Gene Ontology annotation, cellular component: pericentric heterochromatin; nucleus. Lineage: Eukaryota; Metazoa; Arthropoda; Insecta; Diptera; Cecidomyiidae. Gene Ontology annotation, molecular function: chromatin binding. The transcript is spliced from 5 exons. Bases 179 to 799 code for a protein of 206 amino acids. The record is from RefSeq and is a predicted model, not a curated record. Gene Ontology annotation, biological process: chromatin organization; negative regulation of transcription by RNA polymerase II.
AUUCAACUUUCAUUUGCACUACAAACGUGAGCACAUGUUUGUUCUUUCUGGUUCUGGAACGCAGUUAAAUACGUGCAUAAUCAAUAGAACAGAACGAUAUCAUCGCAAAAUAAAAUCUUUUAUUUUAAUUGUAUAUUCGUCUUUAUAAUACUAAAUAUUUAAGAUUUUUGGUGUGAAAAUGGACACCGAAGAAAUGUCAAUAAAUUUUGAUCCUGUAGAGUACGAGGUGGAACGAAUUGACGGAAAACGAAUUAAUAUGGGCGUUGUUGAGUAUUUUAUCAAAUGGAAAGACUAUCCUGAAAACGAAAACACAUGGGAACCAACCGAAAAUUUGGCAUGCCCCAAACUCAUUGAGGAAUAUAAUAAGUCAUGUCCAAAUGACACAUCAUCGCUAGCGGUGCCAGUGAAGAUUGAAAGUAAGCGCAAUUAUGGACACCGUCAAGUUGAAUACCUUGUAAAAUUGUCGGAUGGCACGAAAUCAUGGAUGUCGAACAGAGGUGGUUCAUUGAACAAAUUAAUUAGAAAGUUUAAAUGGGAGCAAAAGUCAACUUCCAAACCAGGGCCCAAACGGGCUAAAUUGCAAUUGGAUUCAGAUCAAAGCGACUCCGAGUACGGUGAACAAUUGUAUAAUGGCACCGUCAAACGUAUUCUGAAUAUGAAACGAGAAAACAGUGAUGUGAUGUUUUUGGUUCAGUACGAAGAGCACGACGAUCAUGAUUGGGUGUCAGUGGACAUCAUAAAACGUUUGUACCCACAAAAAGUCAUUGCAUUUUAUGAGGAGUCUAUCUUAUGGGAGUGAUGCACGCGUCCAAAUCCACUUCGCCAAUUGACAACAAUGCAUUUGUUUUGCCUUAGGCUUUAACAUUGCAUACUAUUUUAAAAAUUAAAUACAGAACACAUGCUCAAAUCUAUUGUUCGCAUUCUAUGUGCAUUAACACAUUUCAAUUUAUUUUGUAUUAUUAAAAGUCUUUCCAGCCCAAUAAAAUG